GGUGUGUAGCCAUGCGCACUAGUGUUGUGUUGGUCAUGGAUGCCGCUACCAAGCGAAGCUAAACUGAGAACAAAUCUGUCAUUAUAGAGCUGAAAGGAGAGGAACGUUAUUGAGAUGCUCGACGACUUUGAGAACCAGGAUGUCCGGUCCAGUGUGGAGCUGUGGUCCCAAAUCUGCUCGAGUUUGCCGGAGAUGAAACCAGAUGAGACUCUGGAGAGCCAGACCGAAUUUAACGACUCAUUCCGUCCAACAACACCAGCCUCUAACGGAGCAGACGCCAAUCCGUCCAGCGGGAAGUGGGAGCCCAUGGAGGACUCGGAGAUCUACAUCGCCAGUUUAGAGAAUCGCUUGAAGAAACUGAAAGGUCAGGCCAGCGACGUGACUUCCAGAGACAUGUUGCGAUCCUUGUCUCAGGCCAAGAAGGAAUGCUGGGAUCGAUUCCUGCACGACGCUCAGACCUCCGAGCUCUUCCAGGGCAGCGACAUGGACGAGAGCGCUCUGGAGCACUUCAAAAGGUGGCUGAUUCCCGAGAAGGUAGCCAUCAGCGCGGAGGAGCUGGAAUAUCUGCUGAGGCCCAGCCAGAGUCAGGAGCAUGAAGUGAAGCAGGAGGACACGAAGCAGGAGAACCUGGAGGAUGAGACUCACAGUCCAGAGAAAUGAGGAGUGAAAAUACGUCAUGUAAAUAUUACAUUUGAUGUUAUAAUGUUUAGUGUUUACGAAGGACUCCAUGUUGUUAUCGUCCAUGUUUUGUUUUUUGGCUUUGCCCCAUCUGUCACAAACAAUACCAAUAAAUCAAACUGACUGUCUCAAAAUUAUUAUUU
Molecule: messenger RNA, 821 nt
Organism: Synchiropus splendidus (mandarinfish)
Lineage: Eukaryota; Metazoa; Chordata; Actinopteri; Syngnathiformes; Callionymidae
Gene: ccdc32
Product: coiled-coil domain containing 32
Exons: 4
Coding region: 115-660 (181 amino acids)
Biological process (GO): cilium organization
Source: RefSeq, a predicted model, not a curated record